Vigna umbellata (rice bean) is the source of this 1256-nucleotide messenger RNA. RefSeq names its product transcription elongation factor. The record is from RefSeq and is a predicted model, not a curated record. NCBI's taxonomy places the organism in Eukaryota, Viridiplantae, Streptophyta, Magnoliopsida, Fabales, Fabaceae.
UACAACUUUGUACACCAACAACAAAAAACUCUCUUCACACUCUCACUUUUUUGUUUCCUACCUUUGAUUUGCUUCGUUAGUUUUUUUCUGUUACUGUUGUUCUUGUUCUCUGUUAUUUCACUAUCUGUUGCUUGUUAGUUGGUAUUAUAUAUCAGAAAGACAACAUGAAGAACCGAGCAUCAGGGUUUCUGAAGCAGAUCAUAUCAAAUCUGAGCUCAAUGGCAAAGUCAAAAACCAUGGCUCUGAAGUCCAAAACAAAUGCCAUAAGGGCUCGUUUGCUCAUAUUCUCCCUGAUGAAGAACAAAAAGUUGUUGAUGAGUUCCCUCUCAGAGAAGUUUCAUUCUGUGUGGGGGCACGAUUCUCAGUCCAAGGAUAACGAUUGCUUAUUGGGAGAUGGCACUGACCAAAGCAAGGCCAUAGUGUUGUACAACAACUCACUCUCCUUGCCAAACCCCAGUGGAACCCUGGUGGUGGAGGAGCAAGAUCAAGAUGGCUAUGAAGGUUACUACAACUAUGAGUGCGGUGAUGAUGAUGAUGAUGAUGGCAAGUACCCGGAUCUCACACACACCCUUUUUGAUUCUGAGGAUUUGGAUCUUGGAGGGUCGGUGAUUGACUUGGUGAAGAACUCCAAGGAAGAGGCAGGGAAAGAGUUUAAACUGGAGGAUGAGAUUGACUUUGCAGCUGACCUUUUCAUCAUGAAGUUUCGCAAACAAAUGGAUUUGCAGAAGCAAGAGUCUUUCAAGAGGAAGAGGGAAAUGCAGAAAAAAGGUGCAUGAAUCAAGUUCAACCCUGAUUUGGUUGCUUAUAUAUUCAUCAUGGUUGGCUCAACAACACAAAAGCUCAACCCUUGAAUCUCAUCUCCCUUUGUUAUGGUUUUUUUUUAGAAUAAGGGAGAAACCGGCAAGCACGGCUAGCUUGCUAAAUCAGAGAUAUUAUGGUACUUAACUGGUUUAAUUAUGACAGCAAUAACCCAAAAAAAAAAAACUGACCAGGGUGAAUGGAUUUUGUUCUUUCUAUUUUUGUAUUUUUUUUUCAUUUUUACUGUUGAAUGGUGCCAUAGUGUACUUCAUCCAUGUUCUCUUUUCAGGUGGUACAAUAAAAGAAAGAGAACAGAUAUUGGAAGAUGUUACUGUGUUACUUGUAGAUGUUUUUAACUCUGAAAAUCUGCAACCAUUGCAGCAUAUGAAGCUGAGCUAAUUGAUGUAUGUACAUAUAUCAUCAUAAAUAUAAAUAAAUAGUAAUAAAUUAAAUUUGAA